AUGUCGCAACCCGAGCUCGCCGCCUGGCUCGAGUCCCGAGACGCGCAUUGGUGCUCGCAGUACCCGGCGGCGCCGGCGCCGGACGAGGAGUCGGAGAUCGUGGCGCAGUUCCUCGCGGCGCCGUACCCGUACCCGAACGACGACGACGACGACGAGCGGGAGCAGAAGCAUCAGCACCAUAAUAAGCUGGGCGAGAUCAGUGCCACCAGCUCCACGUACUGGCCUGAGCCUGGCCAUGUCACUGACCCCGGCAACGGGGCCUGCUACUGGCCUCCCCAUGGCGCCGCCAGUAACAGAAACAGCAGCGGCAGCGGAGCCUACUUCGAUGGCAGUGGCUGCUGCUACUACUACCUCGCCGAGCCGGACGUGUCGCUCGGGAUCAACACGCGCACGACGCUGCUGUGCACGUCCUCCAUCGACCUAAAUCUCCUCGGCGACGGGGAGGAGGAGGGAACCUCGAGCGUCGUCCACCCGGCCCCUAACCCUUCGCCCGCUGAUCACACUCAUACGGCCGGUCACCGCAACGGAGGCGAUGACGGCGCCGCAGCCCGCGCCGCGGUGUCGCUCCCGAAGCGGAAGGCUCUGGCCGGCAACGAUGGCGGGGAUCUUGGACGGCACAAAAAGAAGGAGAAGAAGGCGGCAUCCAAGACGGCGCAGAAGUUCAGUCAGGAGAGUUCGCAAAGCAAAGGCAGCUGCUCGGCCGACGAGUCCUUGUCCAAUUGCUCCGAGGUGAACCGCCGCUUGGGGGCUCACGGCGGCGGCGGCAAUGCGAAGGCCCGGGCAGCCAAAGGGUCGGCGACCGAUCCCCAGAGCCUCUACGCAAGGAGAAGAAGGGAAAGGAUCAAUGAGAGGCUCAAGAUUCUGCAGAAGCUGGUGCCCAAUGGAACCAAAGUUGACAUCAGCACAAUGCUUGAGGAGGCAGUUCACUACGUCAGGUUCCUGCAGCAGCAGAUCAAGAUGCUGAGUUCUGAUGAGAUGUGGAUGUACGCACCGAUCGCUUACAACGGGAUGAGCUUAGGAAUCGACUUGAAGAUCUCCACUCUUCAGUGAUGACUCGAGUCCCAUGGUUACAGUUACCAUCUGAAGACUGGAAAAACUGGGCCAAUUAUUAAGAGCGAUCUUUGGCACUGACGAAAUUACGGCCUUUUUUCUUUUUGGCGUAGGGCUUGCACUGUUUUGCAAUAGGGUCAUCACUGUUUGCAAGAUGCAAUAUUGAUGUCAUUCACAGUCGUUUUCUUGGAGACACUUCUUUGGCUCCUCUUUACCUGAUCAUUUUUCAAUACGUACAUUAAGAGUUACUACAUCGGGACAGGGGAAGACAUGCAAGACGUAUAUGCCCAUUUUUGUACUGAUAACCAGUCAGGUACACUAUAGUUGUAACAUGUAAAAUUGAUACGAUCUUUUUUCUCACCUUCUUUUUUUUCCCCUCCUGACCCCUAAAAAAAAAUGGUGUUGAAGUUUGAGUAAUGGAGAAACAAAUAAUACCAGAUGACUAUAAUACAACAAAUCACGAUCUUUGAAGAAUAAUGAAGCGUUCCGCUAGUUUUUUUUGGUUG
Molecule: messenger RNA, 1556 nt
Organism: Panicum hallii
Lineage: Eukaryota; Viridiplantae; Streptophyta; Magnoliopsida; Poales; Poaceae
Product: transcription factor bHLH85-like
Exons: 4
Coding region: 1-1050 (349 amino acids)
Biological process (GO): regulation of transcription by RNA polymerase II
Cellular component (GO): nucleus
Molecular function (GO): protein dimerization activity; DNA-binding transcription factor activity, RNA polymerase II-specific; RNA polymerase II cis-regulatory region sequence-specific DNA binding
Source: RefSeq, a predicted model, not a curated record